AUGGAAGAGGAAAUAAACGACACCCAGACUCAGACCCAAACCCAAAAUUCCCAAGUUGAAUGGAGUCAGACGAAUACGCCGUCUACAAUACCAAAUAUUUGGGGCAGGCUCUAUCCUCUUUCGUGUUGGAGAACCGAUGGCGUUAAGAAGCUCGAUGCAUAUUACGAUCUCAUAGAACCCCAAUUCUCAGUUGGACGAAGUGUUGACAAUACUUUUAUAGUACGUAAAGACACCAUCAAGGAAUUGAUAAUAAAAAAUAUCAGCAAGAGACACUUUAUUAUAAAGAGAGACAUGGCUGAGCCAUUAAAUCCAGCAAUUUUGACGGACCUAUCAUACAAUGGGACUUAUGUUAACGGUGUUAUUAUAGGCAGAGGAAAAAGUAGAGUACUAGACAAUGAUGAUGUGAUAUCUGUUACUUUGCCUUUUAUCAAAAUGUUCACAUUCAAAGAUCUGCUUAAAAAUGAACAAGAAAAAGUACCUAAGGAAAUUGCACAGAAGUAUUACAUUUCUAGGGUAUUGGGACAAGGUGCUUGCGGAACAGUCAAAUUAGUUUACAAUAAAGUAACAUGCAUGAAAUAUGCAAUGAAAAUAAUAAAGAAGGGUAGAUUGACAAAUGGACAGAUUAAUAACUUAACUGACCCUAUUAAAGUAAUGAACGAGGUUAACAUCUUAAAAGCUUUAAGACAUCCCUGUAUAACAACAGUAGAAGAAGUGUUUGAUUCACGAGAAUCAGUGUACAUAGUCCUUGAAUUCAUGUAUGGUGGAGAGCUUUUUGACCGCAUCACAAAGAAUGGACGGCUCACUGAGCGAAUGACCAAGUUAUAUUUUAAACAGAUAGUGCUAGCUGUCAAAUACCUACACUCUCAAGGCAUCACUCACAGAGACCUUAAACCUGAGAAUGUGCUACUUGAGAGUAAGGAAGAAGUGACACUUGUAAAAAUAACAGACUUUGGACUAAGCAAAUAUGUCGGCGAAGACAGCUUUAUGAAGACAUUGUGUGGUACUCCAAUAUACCUAGCUCCUGAGGUCUUAAGAGCCAAUGGAGUUGGUUAUUAUGGACCUGAAGUGGAUGUUUGGUGCUUGGGUGUUAUAUUCUUCAUCUGUCUCGUGGGCUACCUCCCCUUCUCUCCUGAUUACAAAGAUCUCUCUCUUACCGAGCAGAUCCUAAGUGGGAGAUACCGGUACUCUUCAUCGAAUUGGCGUGACGUCAGCUUGCAGGCCAAGCUUCUCAUGAAGCGAAUGUUAACAGUUAAUGUUCACAAGCGAAUCACACUUGACCAAAUUCUAAAACAUCCUUGGAUGCAGGACAGUGAAGUGAACUUACAGCUUGACAUGCUGCUAUCGAAGUGUCAAGUGAAGAGCGGUUACGAGGAGAACAAUAAUAUUCCACAAGUAUCAGUUGUGCGACUAGCUGCAGUCGGUAAACGGCCGCUUAGUGACACGUCGAACUCAGCUGAACCUAUAUCGAAACGGGCAAAGGUGGACGAGGACAAUGAAGAUACCAGUUCAGCCAACAGUUGCUAUUCUGACGAAUAA
Messenger RNA from Leptosia nina, 1536 nucleotides. Lineage: Eukaryota; Metazoa; Arthropoda; Insecta; Lepidoptera; Pieridae. The record is from the annotation of a GenBank genome assembly.